This is a messenger RNA of Amoebophrya sp. A25, 3782 nucleotides long. NCBI's taxonomy places the organism in Eukaryota, Dinophyceae, Syndiniales, Amoebophryaceae. The record is from the annotation of a GenBank genome assembly.
UGUUGUGUAUAAUCUUCAGGACGACCACUAAUUUAUCGAUCAUUCCAUGAAAUUUCAAUUUGGUGUCAGCUUUUCCAAGUAGGAAACGGCUUGACCACUCCUAUACAGAGCGUCUGUCUUGCUCCUCUGGCAAUUUGCAAAAGAGAUUAUUCAUUUUGCUCAUUGUAAUAUUUACUGGAGGUUCCAUCCUUCCCCACCUGAUUCUUCUAAACAAGACUCUAAACAAGACUUUUCCCAUCACAUCGAAAGAAAAUCUUCAGAGGAAAUGAAUUCGCCAGCAGCUACGGUUUUCCUGGUGAAGGUUCGCGUCGACCGCGAAGCAGACGGUUCAUCGGAGUCAUGCGAAGCUGCUCUAACGAGAUUGGGAACGCUACGGGAUUGGGGUACUUCUACAUCUUCUAUACAUACGAUGAGAGAUGUUAAGUAAAUUAUCCAUUAAAAAUUAUAGUCGUAGUACUGAAGAUGGAAAUUGAAAUUUUUAUCGAAAUUUUGUCGUGAUAGAAGUAGGAGUCUAGAUAGGUUGUAUUCGAUUCAUACCAACAAGAAACAUUAUAUUUGCAUCCAUUUCCACAGUGAAGCAGCAAGCUCGUAUUUGCGGAUGCAGGAGUAGGCGGCUCAUAGCCGAAGUGGAUCAACGGUUCAAAGGGUUGCGUGAUUUCACUUCCGACACGAUCGCGUCUUGGGAUGUUAAGGCGCAAGGAUAUUUCACUUUCAUUAGAUCUGGUCACAAAAGAAACUAGAUUAUUAGUGUUUCUCCAUCGAGCAAUUGAGUAAUCUAAAUCUUUUUUAGCUUGUACUUGAGGACUCAGAAAACGCUUGUUUGAUUGUGAUACAGCAAAGAUUAAGAUUGAGAUUCUCUAAUCCCUGAGGUGCGAAAUUCAAGUUUGAGGUUAGCCUUUGCGGACGUGAAGACCUCGCUGAUUUCGACAUCGAUCCACAUCCCGCGCCGUCACUCGAGUUACCUCCUGGUGGAAUCCCGGAGCCACCACCAGAAUUCCGCAGGAGGUCAGGCGGGAGUUCGAUCGGCUCUGACAGAAGGUUGUCAGUCUCAGGUGGAGCGCCUGCUGGGUCCUCGGGACCUAUUACUAGUAAAGUGCCUCCACAUGAUCCUCCAGUAGGAGCACCAAAACCGGCUCCAACAGCUUCGUCCUCGAGUACUGCAGGUGCGAAGAAACCUAGAGCUUCCUCACCAAAAGUCCAACCACCAACGGCAAAUCUACCGUUUGCACAGCAAAAGAGGCCUACAGCUGGCUCCAGUCAUAAUGUCAGUAUGGAGGAAGUAUCGAGUGCUAGAAAGAAUAGCGGGAGCGCCGGUCAGAUGCCGCCAAGCAGUCCGCGAUCGCCGAAAAUGGUUGCCGCUGAAAUCGCCAGUAAUCUAGGAAAAUCCUCCUCGAGUUCAAGCGAACGAGAAAAAGACAAAGAAAAGAAAGAAAAGGACGCCCCAGAAAUUCAGAUGGCAGUGAGGAGCGUGGUUAGCAGUUUUUUAUCCUAUCAGUAUAAACAUGCAUCAUGCAGAAUUAUGCUCGAAGAACUAGUUCUUGGACGCUUCCAUUCUAGUAUGUGCACCAGCACUACCUCAUCUUCAAUCUGUAAUUUGUCACGGACUGCAUGAAGUAGGCUGCAGAGACUAGUUGCAACCGGGAAUCAGGGUCACAGCUGUUUCGACCAUUAUAAAAACGAAACAACUACAGGAGAACUCGCCCAGGCCGCAGCGAGGGCAGCAAGAGGAGCCACAAGACCGACCUCAUAGAAAAGCGCAUCAGCCAAGAAAAGCCGCAUUAAAAGCCAUGAGCGCUAUGACCCCGAAGGCGAAGCAGCCUAGCGCCUCUUCUGUUGUUGCGAAAGCAAUGGUAUAGAUACUAAUAUGAAUAUGUCAUCCAAAAAUAACUUUUAGAUGAUUUAUACAACUUUCACUUUGAUGGAAUCAAAUUCUAAUUCUUGUUCCGCCUGAAUACUAGUGGUCGCAAGUUGAAUUAGGGUACCUACAGGUCUCCUUCUCUUUCGAUUCCUUAUUUUUUGAACCGAUCACGAGGCCGCAUGAACAUGAUUCAAUUGUAAGUAAAGGUUUUCACGAUCAGGAGAACAAAAUGAUAUAUAUAUUUCAAUCUCGACCACGUCACUGGAACGCACAACGGAUUCUCACCGCGAUUCUCCCUCAAUUUCAAUUCAUUUGCAACUGACCACGAUUCACCUUCCAACUCAAUUGUAAAUAACGGACGCUAACCACGAACUCUACAACAGAGUGAGCCGAUUGCGUAUGUGCAAUGUGAGGCUUGCGGCAAAUGGCGGCGCGUGGAUAUGCUGACAUGUGCGCUGUUCAAAGAAGAGACGGGCCGCGAUUUUCAGUGUAAGUAUUAAGGCUAGUGCCACCCUUCAAGCAUCCCCAGAUUCAUCCUUGGCCCUUUAUCAAGGGCAAAAAGGGCUCAGGGAUGUCCCCAGGGAUGCGACGUGGUAGCUCUAAAAGUAUCUUCUCAGAACCGCAUGCACGCUUCCGGAGGACACUGACCAGACCGUCCCCCGUGGUCUAGAUUACGCUGAGAAGCAGCUGACGCUCACCGAAGCUGAGAUUGAGAUGGCUCAGGCAGUCCUUGCGCCGCGAGGCGUUGUCGCGGAUGUCAGUUCGAGUGAAAACACAGCGCCAAAGAAAAUCAACAGGGUAUAUUUAGUUGCAAACUUUUGAGGUCUUUUUUUUCUCGUCCAUCUUGGAUUUUUCCGUUUUGAUAUUUGAAUGACUACUGCAGACAACCAAGAUGAACAAUGAUCGACGAAGGUGUGCAGGUAUGUAGUUGUACGCAAUAUCAACUUUCCAACGGUCAUCAAUCCAUAGACUACAACAAUUAAUUUGAAUCAUCUUUACACAGAGACUCUCGUCAGCGCGGAAGCGGGUCGAGAGCAUGGGGCCACAGGGUUUUAUGACGAAACGACAACGGAAGCUUGCCGAGGACGCUAUACGUCCGAAUAAAGGGGGGCGAACAUCUGCUGGAACUGCUAGUGCUAACCGCUCACGAGGUCGGCCACCAAGUGCAGCAGCAGCUUCAAAGCGCCCGCCAACUGCAGCUGAUUCUUCAGCUGCUAAACGCGCGAAGCCCAAGCCACCUGCUGAAGAAGAGGACAGUGUAGAAGUGGCGCCGGGAGAAGUUGCGACCUCAUCGGAGCAGUUUCAAGAGGUACAACGAGAAUGAACUACCGGCUUUGUUUCUUUUCUCUUUUUGUGUUGUAUGCAGAAGGUGACUAUUCUGAAAACUCACUUAAUUGAUAUGCAUUAAUUUCACAUGAAACAGAAGACCUCCUCGACGUCUCUAUAUUCCUAGUUCCUCUCAUUCAUUUCAUGAGUGAAAAUGAGUAAAAUCGAAAUCCUUAAAAAUUUAUCAGAAACUCGGUAUAAUCUACGACUUCAUAAUGGAGCAGCUGGAUGACGGGGAGACCAUGGAGAUGCGCUACACGAAGCUGCCUGGCGGGAAAGUUAACAUUCAAGAACUACGGGAACAAGUCUAGGAGCUUCGCCCCUUCUUGUUCCCUCGUAGUGGUUCAGUCACUAUCGCGACCUAUCCCCCUCUUGUAAUAUUUUCAUUUUGUGAUUGUACAACUACCCCUUCUUUUACGCUUCAUAAUAUCCUACGUAUAUUACAGCACUGCUAUGCCUCCACAAGAACCAUAUUACAGCACUAUGUACCAUUGCCACGCUCCCUUGAUCUUGACAAGAAACUCUUGAUCUUCCAAAACAACAACAUUUUUUUCCGUAUCUGAUAGCGUUUCAACCACAAUUUCUGAGCAUAUUCAGC